AUGGAGAAGUUCACCAAGGUGCGGCAAAUUGGUAAGGGUAACAUGGGUGCCUGUGCCCUUGCUCGCAACAACGAGGACGGCAAGUGCUACGUGAUUAAGCAAAUAGAUCUCAGAAGGAUGAGUAAGAAGGAGCGGCAACAGAGUCUCAAUGAGGCGCAUCUGUUGAGUUCUCUACGACAUCCGAACAUCAUCAAUUAUGUAGAUAGUUUUCUUUUGAAGAAGUCGGAUCAUCUUUGUAUCGUCAUGGAAUUUGCCGAUAGUGGAGACCUGAGUGCACGCAUAAAAAAGUCAUAUGGUGUCAAUUUUCGUGAGUCUCAGGUACUUGAUUGGAUUAUUCAGCUGGUGCUGAGCCUCUCGUAUGUCCACCAGCGCAGGAUCCUUCACCGCGACAUCAAGUCUCAAAAUGUCUUUUUGACAAGCCAGAACAUUCUGAAGCUAGGAGACUUUGGCAUCGCACGGACACUUAGUGGUACGUAUGAUCAAGCUAGGACCUUUGUGGGGACCCCGUACUAUCUUUCUCCCGAACUUAUAUUAGAACGCCCCUAUGAUCACCGCAGUGACGUAUGGGCUCUUGGUGUGGUAAUCUACGAACUUUUGGCAUUGAAACAUCCAUUCAACGCAACUAGCAUGAAGGGGCUGAUGCAGCGCAUUCUUAAGGUGCAAUAUGACCCUGUUCCGAAGUUGUACACGACCGAGCUGCGAAAUAUUGUACCACGUCUCUUGAAUAGGGAGCCGGCACACCGCAUUAAAUUAGAGGAGCUGCUUGAGCUUCCAAUUCUUCAACGUCGGUUGCAAGAAUGGAUGCUGACUGAUGUGAUGCCUAAGAGUUACAUUGAAACUCUUCUGCAGCAAAAUUUACUUCCUCCUGCUAUUGCUGCGUUAAGAAAGUUUAAUGCCAAGGGCGCAGAUGUCGCAACGGCGGAAGUCUCUGCCUUGGUCUCUACAGGGGAUGCGCCUCAAGGUGCACCUUCGGCUCCACCCAUGUCUGCGGUGGAAGCACCGUUGUUACCUGGACGUUCUGAGAGGAUCUCAUUUUCGGUGGUGCACCGCAAAUUACAGCCAGUUGAGCAACAAAAUCCACAGCAACAACACCAACACCAACACCAACAACAACAGCAACAACAACAACGGAGACCACUUCCACCACCGCCGCCGCCGCCGCAGCAACUGCAGCCAUAUUCGGGCCCCAUGCAAAAGCCUCCACCAGAUCCCAGUUAUCUUGGAGCUGUGCGGAUGCCGAAACGAACGCAACCUGUCUAUCUAAUGUACAAGAACAUCAAUGGUAGUUAUAACUCCGCUGCGGUUCCCGGCGCUGGACGGCACGGCUCGCGCGUCUCUCUUUUUGUACCACGGCAAAUCACUUCCAACAAUGCGAUUGGCCGGAGUGAGCCCACUCAGGCUCCGCAGUUAGGUGUGGACGGUGCAAAGCACCCUUCACUGUCGCCGGAGCCGCCUCACGGUCACGUAGAUGCCGGCGGUGCGGCUUACAUCCCUGCCAGCAAUCCAUUUAGUAACCGAACCUCUUCCAACGCAAAUGCCGUAGGAGGUCCGUCGUACAAGAACCAAACAGAUACCGAUGCCAAGGAGGGAGGGGGCCAGCAGUUUGUGGAACAACGUGCUCGCAAACGUAACCAACAGGGUUCGAGUGCUGUGGCAUCGUGCCUCAACCCCUUCUUUAGGCAGCCGUCAAUUGGAUCUUCCCCGCUUUCUUGUGUUCCGGGGGCGCCUAACAUGGACAUCAAGGCGAUGCUUCAGCGUGCUGCGCUAGAACGGGCUCAACGACGCGCUUUUUCAUGA
Molecule: messenger RNA, 1797 nt
Organism: Trypanosoma cruzi
Lineage: Eukaryota; Euglenozoa; Kinetoplastea; Trypanosomatida; Trypanosomatidae
Product: protein kinase, putative
Exons: 1
Coding region: 1-1797 (598 amino acids)
Biological process (GO): protein phosphorylation
Molecular function (GO): ATP binding; protein kinase activity
Source: RefSeq, a predicted model, not a curated record